AAAGGAUACAACUAGAUGAGAGUUUUCUGCAGUUGCAGAAAAGGAAACAAUUUAGUCUCCACUGAUUUGCUUUAUUUUCUGAGGAAUUGUAGAAGCAUUAAGAUGCCUUCCAAUACAACAGACUACUAUGACUAUGACUCCCAAGAUGAGGUUACAUACCUUAACAACCUCAGGAUGCUGUACAUGGUUGGAUAUCUCAUCAUCUGCAUCCUUGGCUUGCCGCUCAACUUUUUGGUCAUUGCCGCAGGCUGUUACUCGUACCAUAAUUUGAAAAAAACCAUCAAUGGCAUGUGGGUACUAGCCCUGGCCAUGACUCACCUGUUGUGCUCCGCGUUCCUCCCACUGCAGUUAGUUUACGCCUGGCACCAAUUCAACUGGCACUAUGGACCGGCUCUGUGCAAGGUCUCAUCCUAUGUGAUCUACGUCAGCAUGUUUACCACGGCAGCAGCUCUGAGCCUGUGGAGUGUCAACAGCAGUGUGACCAGCAGCAAGUGCUGUGAGGGUCUCCGCACCAGAUGCGUUAGCCACAGGAUGUCCAUGCUCUUGAUCAUGAGCUCGUGGACACUUGGGGUGGUCCUAAGUAGCCCAUCGUUACUCUCCCGGGAACUUCGGUACACCACGCUGGGGCUGCAGUGCAUCGAUGACUAUGAUACAGAGAAAGAGCAAACGACGGAUGAAGGCCAGAGAUGGCUAAUAGUGGUUGUUCUGUUUAGGUUCAUGCUGGGAAUUUUGUUUCCGGCAUUUGUCAUGUUCAUAAACUGCUGUCUGGCACGGCGACAGCAUCGUGAUAUGGAUGGGACUUCUAAGCGUGUUAUCUGUUUAAUAAAAGUGGCUUAUUUUGUUUGCUGGACGCCACUGCUUUUCCUGGGGCUGCUUCAGAUCACCAUGACAACACCCAACCUGUUCAAAUACAUGUUACCAGCAGCCACUGUUCUGGCUGUAGCUCAUUGUUGUGCCAACCCAGUCAUCUAUCUGCUGGUGGGAUGUAGCAUUAAAUUGCAGUGGCUGUCACAAGUCUCCAGUAACACUGCUUAGGAAAAAUGCCGUAGUGAAAUAAUAGCACUAGAAGAGCAGUGAGUGGAGUAUUAAAGUCAAAGUGUCGUUACUUCAACUAAAUAACAACUUAAAUAGAGGUAAAAGUGGCCUGCUGAAAAAGUUGCCCAGAGAACUGCAGCUAGCAGCGGGGAAGGAACGUUGCUUGGCUCAGUGAACUUGACUUGUUCUGUUCUGACCUAAAGUUAAAAUUUUAUAUCAUCUUUUAUAUCAUCUUUUUUUUUUUUUUACCUCCUAUCAUCUUUUUGCCCCCUUCCCAGAGAUCAGAUAUUUUAGGUUUUUUUAACUGGGACACAGGAUACAACUAGUUCAGAUGUAAUAGCCCUAGAAUAGCAGAAGAGAGUGCUGUAGUAAAUUAAAGGUAUGGUUAUUUUUAAAUAAAUAAUUAAAUAUAUAACAACUUAAGCAGAGGUAAAAGUAAUGACCAAAACCACUGUAGGAUUAAGAGUAAUUUUUGCUAUAAAAAAAAUAAAUAAAAAGAUAAUGCUUGAAAGCAGCAGGUGUGACUAACAGCAAAGCAGUUCAGUUGUUGCCAAAUUCAGAAUAUAGUGAAAUUCAGCACAAAAACCUCAUGGUAACUAAAUUAGUGACUAAAUGUGAAUGACUAAAACCUAAUUUAGUUGAAUAAAAGUUCUGAAUGUACUAAUCACCUUACUACCCAUCUCUUCUAAUCAGAAUGAAUUGUUAUAUAAAAAAAGCCUUUUAGGGCUCAUACAAAGAGUUGUUACCACAGCAUCCAUGUAAGCAGGAUAUGGUGGGGAGAGAACCAUGCUGGAAAAAGAACAGCUGAAUCUGCCAUAUAUUGUUGAUUGUAUUCAUGUUUCUCUAAACACAGUGGGGACCUUUUAGAAACUUAUCCAGAGCCUUUACUCUUCAUGUCAUUGUAGUGUGACACAUAUUUAACUCUAAGCAUCGAGAGGCGAGCGUUCCGUGACAUUAUUAUUAUAAUUAUGAUUAUUAUGAUUAUUAUUAUUAGUACUAUGGUAACUCAGUCAAGCCAGUAAGCUAGUACUCAGCAAAAAAAAAAAAAAAGUUGUUUACUAGAAGUCCUAUAUGAACAAUAUAUAAACGCUAGAAGUUUGUAACUUCUAGAAAUUAGGAAAGUAAUUAAAUUGAUUAUCCAAACUUUAUUCUAAGACCAGGAGGUAAAAAUUUGUAGAAAAUGUAUGAUUUUCUUUGUUUAGUUGAUUCAUGGUGGAUCCUAUGUAUUCCUAUGUCCUAGAGAAUUUCUUCUCCCCGUCGCAGAAACAAAGGCUGCUGAAUUUGCAUGAAACAGGCAUGCCCUGGCAUGAGGUGUUAAUCCGUGAAUUUAUGUGAGAGAAGACACAGAUUCUGACUUUUCAUUUUCUCAUUUUUUUUAGAAGUCAAUAACCUCAUUAAGAGGCUAUAAAGACUCAAAUAUAUGUUAUCUUAAUUUGUUUGCGAUAUUUUCAUUGUAAUUGAUUUUGUUAUUUCUUUUGUUUACUUUUGUUUACUGUUUUUUCAUCAGAAUUUGCCUAUCAAAGCUUAUCAAAGACAAGCAGACUUGUCUGGGUGGGUUAGUUAAGACAGAGUUGCAAUGUGCUACUGGUAGUGAACCCAAACUAAUAAUUUGGAAAGACCUGCCCACGAAGGCCUAUGGCGCCCGUCCCAAGCCAGCUCCAAAGAUCCGAUCCCUCGGUUCAAGAAUCCCGGUCUCCUCACUGUCAUCAGCCUUUAUCACUCUCAGAGCCUCCAGAUGAUUUCAAGGAAAAGCAGACUCUCCUCUCAGAGUCAUUAGAUGAUUUCAAGGAAAGGAUGCUCUUUUCAGUACCAUUCCUGCAGUCGGAUGAAAGACUGACCCUCUCUUCUAGCAUCCCAACCCGGCAAAACCGAGUUACAUGGACGCCCUCUCGUUCUCUCAGAGCUAUCCAGAGCUAUCCAGAUGACUCCAAUGGAACACAUGCUUGUCCUGUUCCCCCCACCCACCAGAUGGUUGAGCUCAACGAGUUGCAAGAACCAGCACUUGCAGUUUACAUUGCCAGUUGGUAUCAAAAGUAACUUUGUUUAGUAAUCAAAUCAGUUAAUCUAAUUAGUUCAUUCUUUUCUCCCACCUGUGAUACAGCCUCUUCAGUCUUAUUAGUUUCCCCCUUGUACUGUGUCAUAACUGUGGGCUCUUGUUCCCCUGAUUCUCCUCUUAAAUUUCAGUUAUGCGUGCAUGAUGAAUUUCAUUUGCUUAAUAGGUUUCUUUUGUAGGUCUUGCUGUUUGAUAAGUAGAUUUCCUAAUGGGUCAUUCCCAGACGUUGUUUAAAGUUUCCUUUCUCUUUUGUUCUGCCUCUUGUUCCUUUAAUAGACCAGUUAGCCAUCUUUAUCCACCAUGAAUCAUCUGCAUUAUAUUUUUGCUUGGUUGCCAUUGUUAUUUUAGUGAAUUUUCUAGUCAUUAAUAGAAUUUAGUCAAGGAUUUAUGUGCAUGUUUUUUCUAUCUAUCUAUGUGAUAUUCUAAUGUUUGGUACACAAGAAACAAUCAUGUAUCAAAUUUGUGAAUUUCAUGAGUUAAGACUCAAUUAGUUAUCAUUAAUAAAAUAAAUAAUCUUCUUUCUUA
Messenger RNA from Electrophorus electricus (electric eel), 3613 nucleotides. Its product is annotated as chemerin-like receptor 1. Gene Ontology annotation, biological process: inflammatory response; complement receptor mediated signaling pathway; positive regulation of cytosolic calcium ion concentration. Gene Ontology annotation, molecular function: G protein-coupled receptor activity; complement receptor activity. Gene Ontology annotation, cellular component: plasma membrane. Lineage: Eukaryota; Metazoa; Chordata; Actinopteri; Gymnotiformes; Gymnotidae. The record is from RefSeq and is a predicted model, not a curated record.